AUGUCAAAAGAAGAUGAUAUACGCAAUGCCACAGCGCGACGCCGAAACCUAUUAUUUCUCACUCAACGUUUUCUCGCUGACCACGGCUUCUACCAGUCCGCUGAGGCUCUGAAGAAUGAAGCGCGGCUGCCGGCAGAUGAAUACGAACUUUGCGACAACAUCGACUUGGACGCCAUUUAUUUGGAAUACGCUAGUUAUUAUCACUUAAAAUUUGGCAAGUAUCCGAAGAUAGUGCGAAAGUUGAAGCCCAGUGUGAAGCUGGAACUGGAUGCUAAGCGUAAAUCUAAAACGAAAAGUUCUCCUACGGCCACCACAAAUGCAGCACACGGCGAAGUGCCACCAAGUGAACCGCUGCCAGCUCCAGUUCUAGCGCCAGGUGAUUUGGAAUUGACUAUAAAGAGAGUGGAGAUAUUAAAAGCGACGGCCAAUUGUGCAGAAGGUGGCGGCACUACGAAUCACACAGCAGUCCUUAGUGGUGUAGUCGCUGAGGAGAAUCGAAAUGAAGCGCUUACACGCCUGCAGCAAAUUGAGCACUCCGCUAGCGCUGACGGAUUGCUUAGCCAACAGGAUUGGCAUAAUUUGGCCGAUCUCGUGAAGACGACAAUAAUGCGCGACGAUUUGAAACUUAGCUGGGCGGAUAUGUGCGGCAAUGCGAGUGCGGUGGAGAUUAUCAAGGAGGCGGUGGUUACGCCACUAAAGUAUCCACAACUAUUUGUGAACGGCUUACGUCCGUGGAAAUCUGUGCUGCUGCAUGGACCGCCCGGCAGUGGCAAAACGCUGCUGGCCAAAAUACUCUAUGCCGAAACGCGCCAACAGGUGACUUUCUUCAAUGUGACCAGCAGCGUGGUGGUCUCGAAAUGGCGCGGUGAAUCGGAGAAAAUAAUGCGCAUACUCUUCCACAUGGCGCACAAACAUGCGCCUUCCAUCAUUUUCUUUGAUGAAAUUGAGGGUUUGACUUCAUGCCGCGAUCGACCCAGCGAUCACGAGUCCUCGAAACGUUUCAAGAACGAACUGUUACAGCUGCUGGAUGGCAUGGAACAGCAAAUGGGUGGCGUUUUUGUGUUGGCCAGCAGCAAUUUGCCUUGGGAAAUCGAUGAUGCUUUCCUCAGGCGAUUCGAAAAGAAACUUUUGGUGCAGCUGCCCAACCCAGUGGAACGCGCAAUACUCAUCGGUAAGCAGCUGCCGAUUAUGUUGGCGGUGUCAAAGGAGGAGAUGGAGUUGUUGGUGCGUAUUUCGGAGCAUUUCACGGGCGAUGAAAUACGCUUGGCAUGUAAGGAGAUCGCAAUGCAAAUGGUUAGACGUGUGACGCAUGCGAGCAAGCGUGAUGCAAAGGCAGAGCCGGAUGUGCCGUUGCAGCGCGCAUUUGAGCAAAUCAAACCAUUGAGCGUGAAGCUGAUGAAACGCCAUCAGCUGUGGCAGCAAGAGCAUGGCUCGUAG
Molecule: messenger RNA, 1437 nt
Organism: Rhagoletis pomonella (apple maggot)
Lineage: Eukaryota; Metazoa; Arthropoda; Insecta; Diptera; Tephritidae
Product: katanin p60 ATPase-containing subunit A-like 2
Exons: 1
Coding region: 1-1437 (478 amino acids)
Molecular function (GO): ATP hydrolysis activity; ATP binding
Source: RefSeq, a predicted model, not a curated record